AUGACCUCAAGAAAUAUAUUAUUCUCAAUAUCACUCGUGAUUGGCAUCCUAUACUUUACCAUUAUUGGCAGGAGUGGUGCAAGUGAGAGAAGGCUGGUGACCCUGGAAGAAUUGGAAACCAAAAAUGGCGAAAAUGGCUCUCUCAUUUGGUUGAGCAUAUUGGGCAAAGUAUACGAUGUGACGGAAGGCAAGGAAUAUUAUGGGCCAGGUCAAUCCUACAAUUCGUUGACGGCUGCCGAUACCACUGUGCCAUUCGUGUCGGGGACCUUUACGAAAGAAGAAGCCAAGAAGGAUCCAGUCGAAUUGAGUGAUUCUGAUUUGACGGGAAUUUUGGAAUGGCAAAAGUUUUAUUCGGAAAGUGACAAGUAUCAUUUGGUCGGAAAGCUAGUGGAUCCAAGAUAUUACGACGAGCAUGGCAAGGAGCAACCCACUUUUGUAACUUUACUGGAACGACUGGAAAAGAUAAAAAUUUCAGAAGAAGAGAAGAAGGCAGUAAAGGAAGCCAACAAGAAAGCAAGGUUAGAACAAGCAGCAAAGCAAGAGGAAGCCAACAAGAAAGCAAAGGCAGAAGAAGCAAAGCAAGAAAUGUGA
Molecule: messenger RNA, 591 nt
Organism: Cylindrotheca closterium
Lineage: Eukaryota; Bacillariophyta; Bacillariophyceae; Bacillariales; Bacillariaceae
Source: the annotation of a GenBank genome assembly